GAAAGCAGAAGUAGAGAGAGAAAGAGGAGAGAGAAAGAGAGAGAGUGUGUGUGUGUUUAUGGGGUAUCAUCGGAGAGCGAUCAAAGAGAGAGAAAGAGAGCUCGUCGAGCUCUGAUUCCGACGACACCGAAAGAAAAAUCAGGCGGCGAAACGUAAAUGCGGCGGAGCAAUUUCUACAGAGAGAGAAGAAAAACCGAAAGUUUGAAACCAACAAAUCAAAAGCUAUUGUGAUUAGUUUGGGUUCCAACGAACAACGAACCUUUGCAGAUUUUGAAAACGAACAGUUGAGUUUUUCGAAUCUCAACUUUGGAAGAGCUAUAAUGAGGUUAGACUUACCAAUUGUUGUUUAUUGUUAGAGUUGUUCGGAUGUUUACAUCUCUUCAAUCUCUCAUCGUUUUGAAUCCCAAUUCCGUAUGGGCAUUUUGAAAUUGAUGCUGGGAACUUUGCGAAGUUCACAAUCUCUUGAUUAAUUCGUCGCAUUUCGAGUUCUAAUUUGGGAAUUUGAAAGAUUGAACGAAAUUGGAAGCUGUUUAAUAAAGUGAUUUGCGGGUUUACUUGGAAUUGGAGGGAGGUAACGUCAAAAUUUAGGGUUUUUGCUUUGUGUAGAUGUGAUUAUGGUUAGGGAUUAUGUAUUUUGGAGUUGGAAUUUGAAUAAUUUGGGAUUUCGGUUUUGGAGGGAGAGUUAGUUGGGAACUGUAGUUCUAAUCUGAUUUCAAGGUUGGUUUUUUUUACAUGAUGUGUUUUCGUUAUUCAUUGUAUGGCUUGUUGUUGAAUGGAUCAAGUUUGUUUUGGAAGAUGGGAUUUUGUAGAUGGAGUAAAACCCUAAUUUAGUUGGUGAAAAAAUUAGGGGAAUUUUGGGGAUUUUGUUUCUUGAAGUUAGAAACUGAUAGUUGUUUGAUUGUUUUAUGGAAUUUUUGUGUUGAGAAAUGCAACCACCGCAGCAGCAUUCAUGGAACAAUCUUGCUGAAAUAAAAGGUCAAUUAAUCAAGAAGCUUGGAUUCGAGCGAUCCAAGCAGUAUCUUGAUUAUUUGAACCGAUUUUUGAGUUUGAAGUUGAGCAAAACUGAGUUCGAUAAGCUUUGUUUAAGGACCGUUGGGAAAGAUAACAUCCGAUUGCACAAUCAGUUAAUUCGUGCAGUUUUAAAGAGUGCGUGUACAGGGAAACUUCCGAUUGUGAUCCAUGAUGAUUCUUCAAGAACGGUUGGAAAUAAGAAACCUUCAGAUGGAGUUUACCAUCAAAAUGGGUCCAUUCCGGUUGUGACCCACGUCACAAGCCCGCUGUCUUUGGGCAAUGGCGAUAUUCUGCCUCCAUCGCCACGAAAGGCCAGGACUGGAUCCCGUGAGCGAAGAGGUGGGGACCGCAGAAGUGCUCUCGGGCCGAAUGGGAAGACAAAUUAUGGUUCUUUGACGUCAUCUAUCCCACAAUCGGCUGAUUUUAGUUCUUUGGAGAAUGGGGAUUCAUCUUCCUCCGAUACUCGAAGGGCAGUUCAUCAACAAGAACUCAUUCAAGAAGCGGAAAAUGGUGGCGGAUCACCAGACGGUUUCGUUGGUGUGCAUCAUAAAGAAAAGACCGAAUCUUUAGGUAGAAAAAAAGAUGGGAAAAGUGUAUCUGAUAGGAUUUCGCUACAUGCUCCGCUUGGGGUUCCGUAUUGCCCGGUAAGUAUAGGUGGGGCCUACAGCGCAAUACCGUUGGCGGCAAGUAGUAGUAGUAGAUGUGUCGGUGUGUUGCACUCCGAUGGUUUAUUAGAAACAACGACAUUAAAGGACCACAUGGAGCAGAUUUGUGGAGCACAGGGUCUUCAAGGGGUGUCGAUGGAUUGUGCCAAUGUGGUCAACAGUGGAUUAGAUGGUUAUUUAAAGGGUUUGAUUGGUUCUUGCAUGGAACUAAAUAGGGCUAGGUCCGUCCACGAGCUAACAAAAAGCGGUUCCAUCAAGAACCCGACUCAUUCGAGACCCUUAAAUGGUGUCAUAAGCCAUCAUCAAAUACAAAACAGCAGUUGGCCUUUGAAUGCAAUGCAAGAAAAUGAACCCAAACAGCUAGUAACUUUGCUAGACUUUAGGGUCGCUAUGGAGCUUAACCAUAAAAAGCUUGGGGAAGACUGGCCGAUACUUUUGGAGAAGAUAUGUACACAUGCCUUUGAGGAAUAAAAUCAUUGUUGGAACCAAAGUUUUCUUUAUCUGCAUUGGGCUCUUGGUGUUUAAUGGAUUGUUAAAAUGGUUGAUUAUUCUACAUCAACUCUCGGGUCUCGGCUGGUUUAUGGCCUUUUAGUGAAAGCCGUCUAGUGCAAGAUGAUCAAGAUUCAAGGUCAAAAGGGCCCUUUCCGCUAUAGGAAACGCCACAUUUGUGAGCAACCAACCAAGAAACUGUUUUACAAAUUGGAAAAAAACAAACGGUUGCCUUGUUGUAUGAUUAGCAUGUUUCCAGUGCAUAUUUUCCGCUUCUUCUGUAAUUUAGUUGAUGAGAUAAUUUAGAAAAGUUUUGCAGGAAUAAUAUGUGUAGCUCGGUACUUGAUUAAAAAAGUUGAGAAUCUGGCAUAUAUCUAAGGUUUUAUUGUGUAUGUAUUUUCAACAUUAGGCAUUGAUUGAAAUAUCGAAUAUUAACGACACAUUUUCUAAUUAGUUUAUUCAUAAUGAAGCAUGGUCCUCAUCAAAGUAAGUUAUUUAUUUAACUAAUCUUAUACUGGGUCAGGUUCAAACGAGGAGACAGUCAAUUUGCGAGAAGCCGAGAAGUUUCAAGAUCACACAUGAUUGCAUGUGACACGGACCCUUUUAUCAUAUAUGAUAAAACACAUGUUGUAUCGACCAGCCUAUAGCAGGUAUUUUUGGUUGCGUUCACCAAGUCCCCCACGUCCCUUUUGGACGUGUUUAAUCAUAUAUGAUUAAGUGGCUUGGUUGGUUUUCCAUUAUGUCCUGUAUGGAUAAAGCUGUUGGUCUGUAGAGAUUGGAAACAUUUU
Messenger RNA from Cynara cardunculus var. scolymus (artichoke), 2953 nucleotides. RefSeq lists its product as uncharacterized. Gene Ontology annotation, cellular component: SAGA complex. Gene Ontology annotation, biological process: regulation of transcription by RNA polymerase II. NCBI's taxonomy places the organism in Eukaryota, Viridiplantae, Streptophyta, Magnoliopsida, Asterales, Asteraceae. The record is from RefSeq and is a predicted model, not a curated record. Bases 927 to 2147 code for a protein of 406 amino acids. Gene Ontology annotation, molecular function: transcription coactivator activity. The transcript has a single exon.